Messenger RNA from Cylindrotheca closterium, 1551 nucleotides. The record is from the annotation of a GenBank genome assembly. NCBI's taxonomy places the organism in Eukaryota, Bacillariophyta, Bacillariophyceae, Bacillariales, Bacillariaceae.
AUGGGAGCGGUCCUCCUACAAGCGGACACGACAGAAGAAGCAGAGGAAUCAAUGAGGAAAGAGAUCGAAGGAGGAAAAUGCGAGUUCGACAAAUCCAUGUCAAAACUCAGACUCAGACCCAUAGCAUUCAUAUCGAGAAUAUGCAAGGGCAAAGAGCGCGACUACCAUCCCUUUGUAGGAGAAGCAGCAACAGGCCGAUGGGCGAUGAAGAAGUUCCGACAAUGGCUCAUCGGAAAGGAAUUCACGUGGAUCACGGACUGCAGCGGACUAACCAAGUUCUUUGAAGGCGAAUACGACAUCACACACACACUGCAACGAUGGAAACUAGAGCUAUUGGCAUUCGUCUUCACCAUAGUUCACCAACCAGCAAAGAUGCUCACGGAAUGCGACCUCUUGUCAAGAUACGAGGGCAUACUAAGCACGUGGAGGAAUACGGAAGAAGCCCACACAGACAACCCGAUCAUUGCGGCGGCAUGGAAACUCAGAGAAGACGAAGCACCGCCAUGGCCCAGACAGCAUCUACUACCCACUGUGAAAGGCGACCGGAUUACAACACGAACAGAACUAGCGCAAAUAUGCGACACAGCAAGAGCAACAUGGAUCAUCGGACGAUCCCUAGACACCAUUGUGGACAGCUUCGAACUACUUGGAGGAACCAUCAUGCUAACAGCCAGCACCAGCGAGGAGGAAUAUUGGCAGCUACAACACGACAUACCAAACAUUGAAACGUUUGCCAAAAGGCUGGUCAACAACACAGCACAACUGCCAGUAGAAUGGUUCAUUGUAACCAACAUGGAAAAAUACAACUCAACAACCUCGGAGGCCCUUCGCACCAUCAUCAGAAAAGCAACGACACAGGGAGCAACACAAUGCAUACUCAUGUGGACAGGAAAGCCACCCGGCAAGAUCAUCGACGAAUGGGAACAAUACAUCAAAAGAGAAACCAGAGACAGAACCGACCUACAAACCGCGACACGCACAGCCAGAGGCAGCACAGCACAAGCAGACAUAGACACCGAACACACCAUCAUACUCACAGCCGGGAGAAGAGUGACGGAGGCAUGGAGCAGAAGUUUAGUCGAUGAAGAUCCAUACGCACAGCCAGGAACAAUCGAAAACGCUAUGGACGCACCAAACAAAAGCUACACGGGAUAUUUCAACGUGGCAAGGCUAGGACAAAACAGAGUCCACACGGUCAACUCACAAGGACACACACAAGAACAUGAGAUCUACGAUACCACCAAAAUCUCCCCCAGCUUCCACACAACACCCAUGAUCUCAGCGCAAGGCACGAUAGCAAUCGCAACCAACGACGCAGAGGUAACAUCACCGGUCCAAACGAUCAGACCGUGGGAAGCCCUCAGCCUGUUUGGUUUCACAAAAGAGGACAGCAGAAAACUGUUGUUUGAGGAGAAACUCAGUUGGAGAGAGACAAAAGAGACGAUGAAGAGCAUGGCACCGCAACAGGUGUGGCAGCAAGUGUUACUUACAGCAUGUGCAAAAACAUCCAGCGACAACACCUAUCGGACAAAGCAGAACACAAAUUCUUGA